GCGACCGGAAGUGGCUUCCUGGCCUGACAACUUGAUCGCACAACCCUUCUCGUCCGGUUUGCGGGUCUUUCGAGCAUCCCGAGUGAUACCAGGGUCCUCCAUGGAGGGCUCAGGGAGCAGAGGAAGACGAAACCCUCUCUGAAGAGCAGUUGCCCACACCUGACAGGGCAAGAGAAUGUGGGGACAUCUUCCUUACUAGAUCCUCAUGGAUACAUGGCUCAAGUCUGGCUUUUUCCUGUACGAAAUCUCCCUAUAAUUUUUGUGUUUGCUCAUGAAACUUGCAUUCACGCUGAGAAUCUUUAUGCAUAGACUCACAGACAAACCUAGGAAAUAGAAAACAAAUGCCUGCCAAUGAUUAUAAAAAAUGAACACAAAACGGGCGCGCACACCCCCACGGAGGGGAUGGGGGGCAGGGAGGAGAAUAUAAAACGAGAGGCGGGGCGCGCACCGCGGCAGAAGGAGCGAAGCUCUGGCCCAGCGAGGAGUGGGCGAGUACCGGGACGCGGGUCCAGGACGCGGGUCCUGGGCAUCGGGCUGUGUGAAGUCAGCGCGCUCACCUGACCGUGAUCCUCGCCACCCCGAGCCAGGAACGGCGAUCUCCUAAGGCCCGCCUGAGGCCUCCGUUCCCGUCCAGCGGCAGCGACAACGUCUUGCACCCUGCCAGCUCGGCGCUCCCGACCCUCGACCCUCUCGUGCCCCCGCCCUGCCUCCGCUUCUCCGCAGCCCAGCCGUGGGUCUGUGGCGGAUGCAGCCCGAACAAGACCACUCAAGGAGUUGAAACAAACCUAACUUUGUGGCAUAGCAGCUAUGCAGCUUGAAAUCCAAGUAGCACUGAAUUUUAUUAUUUCAUAUUUGUACAAUAAGCUUCCCAGGAGACGUGUCAACAUUUUUGGUGAAGAGCUUGAAAGACUUCUUAAGAAGAAAUAUGAAGGGCACUGGUAUCCUGAAAAGCCUUACAAAGGAUCAGGGUUUAGAUGUAUACAUGUAGGGGAGAAAGUGGAUCCAGUGAUUGAACAAGCAUCCAAAGAGAGUGGUUUGGACAUUGACGAUGUUCGUAGCAAUCUGCCAGAGGAUCUUAGUGUUUGGAUCGACCCAUUUGAGGUUUCCUACCAAAUUGGUGAAAAGGGACCAGUGAAGGUGCUUUAUGUGGAUGAUAAUAAUGAAAAUGGAUGUGAGUUGGAUAAGGAAAUAAAAAACAGCUUUAACCCAGAGGCCCAGGUUUUUAUGCCCGUAAGUGACCCAGCCUCUUCAGUGUCCAGCUCUCCAUCGCCUCCCUUUGGACACUCUGCUGCUGUAAGCCCUACCUUCAUGCCCUGGUCCACUCAGCCUUUAACCUUUACCACUGCCACUUUUGCUGCCACCAAGUUCGGCUCUACCAAAAUGAAGAAUAGUGGCCGGAGCAACAAGGUUGCACGUACUUCUGCUAUCAACCUCGGCCUGAAUGUGAAUGACCUCUUGAAGCAGAAAGCCAUCUCUUCCUCAAUGCACUCUCUGUACGGGCUGGGCCUGGGUAGCCAGCAGCAGCCACAGCAGCAGCAGCAGCCAUCCCAGCCGCUGCCGCCACCACAGCAGCAGCAACAGCAGAAAACCUCUGCUCUUUCUCCUAAUGCCAAGGAAUUUAUUUUUCCUAAUAUUCAGGGUCAAGGUGGCAGUACUAAUGGAAUGUUCCCAGGUGACAGCCCCCUUAUUCAGUACAGUAAUGCCUUUGAUGUACUUGAGGUCUAUGGUGACCUCAACGAGAAGUCUUUUGUAGGUGGCUUGAAUUUUAGCUUAAAUAACGUACAGUAUUCUAACCAGCAAUUCCAGCCUGUUAUGGCUAACUAAGAAAACAAAAAAGUGUGUCGUACCAGUUAAAAUGCACGGGCGCAAGAGGACUUUUUUUGCACCUCCUUGAGAUUUUUUUUAAGCUUAUAGUAAGGAUACAUUCAGGCUUGGUUACAAAAAUAAAACAUGAAUCGUUUUUCAUUUGCCAACCAAGCACAAAGUUAUUUUAUACUGACUGUAUAUUUUAAAGUAUACUCUCAGAUAUGGCCUCUUACAAUAUGUAAGAUAUAGCAAGGACAUGGCUGAUUUUUUUUUUAUAAAAAAUUACCACUAAUAAGUGGGUUUAUUGGUCUUUUCUAAUUGUACAAUUUAAUUUGGUACAAAAUUUGUAAAAUAUCAGAGGAUAUAUAUAUAUAUAUAUA
Marmota monax (woodchuck) is the source of this 2186-nucleotide messenger RNA. Its product is annotated as protein Tob1-like. Gene Ontology annotation, molecular function: transcription corepressor activity. Gene Ontology annotation, biological process: regulation of gene expression. Gene Ontology annotation, cellular component: cytoplasm; nucleus. The record is from RefSeq and is a predicted model, not a curated record. NCBI's taxonomy places the organism in Eukaryota, Metazoa, Chordata, Mammalia, Rodentia, Sciuridae.